AUGCCCACCAAGGCUGAGAGAUUGGCCGAAUUGAGGGCCCUUCGCGCCUCAGGAAAGAAGCGAAUCUCAACAUAUGAGGUUGAGGACCAAGGCGAUAUCUACGAUGAGGUUGACGAUGAUGGUUAUAAGAAGGUCAUCCGAAACCGACUUGACCAAGAUGAUUUCGUUGUCGACGAUAAUGGUGCCGGAUAUGCGGACGAUGGCCGCGAAGUAUGGAACGAGCAGACAGCUGAAUACGCCAGCGAUGACAGCGACGAGUUACCUGCACGAGGCAAGGCCGCCAAACGGAAGCGAGAGGAGGAACAACAGCGUAAAGAGAAAAUGAACAAUGGCAUUUCCAAGUAUUUCAACCAAGGACAGGCCACCGCUGCAGCUCCUAAGCCCAAGGCAAGUGACUUUUUUUUCUCUAUCGCGUACACGUCUGCGACAUGCGAGGACGAUGCAUUCAUGGCCGACCUGCUCGGAGAAGUCGAUACAAAUGUGGUCUCCAGAAACGCCCCAACCCGAAACAUCGUGAAGUCAGAGGCCCGACGCAAAGUCCGCGUUCUGUCACCGCCAUUGUCCGAAAAACGUCGCCGCGAGAAGGCCCGUAUUCCAGAUGAAAAUGAUAUGCCCAGCUCCCCAAUGAAAGCCCAAACCCUCCACUCUGACGACCUCGACGAUGGCCCCCUACCGAUGCCGGACGAUGACGUUCCAAUGAGCGACAUACUACCUUCUUCGCCGAUCAGCAAGGCAGUGGAGCGCAAGAAUAUCGCCAUAGUAAAGCCUGAAGAAACUGAAGACGACGACAUCGAUCUCAUGGACGUCACAGAGGUCACAGCGGACUCCGGCGUGAAAGCAGAGACUGUCAACAUGACCGGCCGCAGGCCACCCCCGAAAAUCAAACCCGAGGCUGUUCCGGAGCCGGCAAGCUCAUCCCCCGUGAAGACCAUGCCGGAGGUCAUGGAUGCUUCCUGGAAUGACGUGCGAAACAAGUUAAAUGUUCUUAGCAGCCCAGCCCCGGAAAUGCGGUCCUUUGGGAAAUUGAGGGCCCAGGAUGUUGUCGAAGAGGACGGCAGUCUGCGCAUGUUCUGGCUGGACUAUACAGAAGUCAAUGGUAGCCUUUGUCUGUUUGGCAAAGUCAAGAACAAGCAGAACGGUACAUUUACUAGUGCCUUCGUCAAGGUUGACAACAUUCUGCGAAAACUUUACUUCCUGCCCCGUGAGUACCGGCACAAGCACGGACGAGCGACUGAAGAAGAGGUUGGCAUGGAGGAUGUCUACUCAGAGGUUGACGAAAUGAUGUCGAGACUCAAAGUCGGAAUGCACAAGAUCAAGCCGUCCAAGCGGAAGUACGCAUUUGAAAUGCCGGGCGUCCCGAAAGAGGAGACGGAUUAUCUCAAGCUGCUGUACCCUUACGACAAGCCUGUCUUGCCAAUGGAGACCAAAGGAGAGACGUUCUCGAAUGUUUUCGGCACAAAUACUUCGCUGUUCGAGCAGUUUGUGCUAUGGAAGAAUAUCAUGGGCCCUUGCUGGCUCAAGAUUGACCAAGCUGACUUUGCCGCGGUGACCAAUGCUUCCUGGUGCAAAUUUGAAUGCCAGGCCUCCAAACCAGCGCUCAUCAGCCCUGUUCCAGACUCGGAAAAUCUGGACACUCCCCCCUUGACCUUCAUGAGUCUUGCGUUCCGAACCCAGCUCAAUGUUAAAGAGAACAAGCAAGAGAUUCUGGUGGCUAGUGCCAGAGUGUAUGAGGACAUCUCUCUCACCGACACCACACCCCCCGAAAAGCUUCCGUGCAAGACCUUCACCGUCAUGCGCCCUUCCAGUGGAUCUUACCCGAUGCACUUCGAAGCCGAAGCGAAGCAGCAACGGGGCACUAUCAUGCUGGAAAAGACCGAACAAUUCUUGCUCAGCAAGUUCCUAGCAUUGUUUGAAAAGAUGGACCCAGAUGUGAUUAUGGGUCACCAGCUACAGGAUGUUGACUUGGGCAUCCUUCUCAGCAGAAUGCGCGAGAAGAAGACGCCCGGUUGGCAUCGCAUUGGACGACUCAGACGCGGUGACUGGCCCAAGCAUUUCAACAAGGGUGGCAACUUUUUUGCCGAAAGACAGUUGAUUGCUGGAAGAUUGAUGUGUGACAUUGGAAACGAUAUGGGCAAGUCACUUAUGAUGAAGUGUCAGUCAUGGAGCUUGACCGAAAUGUGCCAGCUCUACCUUGGUCCAGGCAACGCACGACAGGAAGUUGACGUCGAAGCUGCGUUGAAGACUUGGGCAACCACCAAAGAAGGUCUUAUGAAUUUCGUCAACCAUUGCGACACUGACACAUAUUUUGUUGCUGCGUUGGUUCUACGUCUGCAAAUGCUGCCACUGACAAAGGUUUUGACAAAUAUUGCUGGUAACUCGUGGGCGCGCACACUUAGCGGUACACGUGCCGAACGGAACGAAUACAUUCUGCUGCACGAGUUCCAUCGCAACAAGUAUAUUUGUCCAGACAAGUAUUCUUCGCGCCUUCAGAAAGCAGAGGAGAAGACGCAGGAAGGCGAUGAUGACGAAGCUGUUGACAAGAAAAAGAAAGACAAGUUCAAGGGUGGUCUUGUCUUUGAGCCCGAAAAAGGUCUCUACGACAGAUUCAUCCUUGUCAUGGAUUUCAACAGUUUGUAUCCCAGUAUCAUCCAGGAGUACAACAUUUGCUUCACUACAGUUGACCGAACAGCCACAUCCGAGAAUGAGAAUGAGGAAAAGGUGCCUGAUGUUCCUUCCUCGGAACAAGAGCAAGGUGUUCUUCCUCGGUUGAUUGCAACACUGGUCGGUCGUCGACGCGAAGUGAAGAAAUUGAUGAAGGAUAAGCGUGCUACGCCCGAGCAAUUGGCAUUGUGGGACACCAAGCAGCUGGCCUUCAAACUGACAGCCAACUCUAUGUACGGAUGUUUGGGAUACACGCAGAGUCGAUUCUAUGCUCGUCCUUUGGCAAUGCUCACCACCUUCAAGGGACGAGAGAUUCUGAGGAACACGAAAGAACUGGCCGAAAGCCAGCAAUUGCGUGUUAUCUACGGUGAUACCGAUUCCGUCAUGAUCAACACCAAUAUGGAGAACAUGAGCGACGCUCUCAAAGUUGGUGAAGAGUUCAAGAAAGCAGUUAAUGAACGCUAUCGCUUGCUGGAGAUUGACAUUGAUAAUGUCUUCCGGCGACUCCUGCUGCAUGCCAAGAAAAAGUACGCCGCCGUCAAUCUUACCGAGGUGGACGGCAAGUAUGUCGAAAAACUGGAGGUGAAGGGUCUUGACAUGAAGCGACGUGAAUACUGCGCUCUUUCGAAGGAAGUCUCGUCAAAACUGCUCAACGAGAUUCUCUCUGGGGAAGAUCAAGAGGUCGUUCUCAACAAGGUUCAUGAAUAUCUGCGUGAGCUUGCAGAGAGGAUGAAGGAAAAUACAAUUCCGGUUCAGAAAUACGUGAUCUACACUAAACUAUCAAAACGACCCCAGGAGUAUCCUAACAAAGAAAGCAUGCCCCCCGCCCAAGUUGCUCUCCGGGACAUCGCCAGAGGCAAGAAUGUUCGGCCCAACGACGUUAUCUCAUAUAUUGUGACCAAUGGAGACUCGGAAACAUCAUCUCUCCCACCCGCAAAGCGAUCUUACAGCCCACAGGAUGUGAUGAAGAGUGACUCUGUACUGAAACCAGAUGUCGAAUUCUACAUUCUCAAGCAAAUUUUCCCUCCCAUUGAACGUCUCUGUGCCCCUAUCCCAGGAACUGAUGCCGUCCGCCUCGCUGAAUGCUUGGGUCUUGAUACACGCAAGUACCAGAUCAACACCUCCAGCUCCAACAGUCAGCAGAACGCGGAAAUUACCCCCCUCGAGUCUCAGAUCCCAGACUCAGUCCGCUUCGCCAACGCCACCCGCCUAUCCUUGAAGUGCCGAUCCUGCAAAGAGCGAUCUGUGUUUGAAGGGUUGGUAACUUCAUCCGACAUGUGUACCGCUCACGGGAUCGUGUGCUCCAACCAAGCCUGCCAAAAACCAUUCUCUGUUUUGACUAUCGUCGCUCAGGUUGAGAACCAGAUUCGCGAACAGACCUCACGGUACUAUGAAGGUUGGCUCGUGUGUGACGAUUCGUCGUGUGGAAACCGUACUCGACAGAUCAGUGUAUAUGGACAUCGCUGUCUGGGUCCCCGAGGCCGGGCAGAAGGCUGUCUGGGCCGCAUGUCGUACGAAUACUCGGAGAAGGAGAUUUACAACCAGCUUCUCUACUUCGCCGGUCUGUGGGAUGUUGAGAAGGCCAAGGCUUCCGCCGAGAAGGAAACCGGUGAAAAGAAAGACAACAUUUCCGCUCUUGCAGAGUUCAAUCGAACCAGAUUUGGCACAAUCAAGGGUGUGGUUGAUGGCUACUUGAAGAAGUGUGGUCGGCAAUGGGUUGAGAUGGACGGUCUGUUCCGCUUUAUGUUACAAUAG
Penicillium salamii is the source of this 4416-nucleotide messenger RNA. The record is from the annotation of a GenBank genome assembly. NCBI's taxonomy places the organism in Eukaryota, Fungi, Ascomycota, Eurotiomycetes, Eurotiales, Aspergillaceae.